CGGUCAUGUCAUGUCUGUCAAUCGUCAUUUGUGUCUAGUUUGUUGACAUUUUAGGGUUCAGUACAGAAAAUGUUUCCACUGAAUUCAAAAGUAUUUUGGACAGUUAUAUAAUCAAAAUACUUUGCUAAUAAUUAAUAAAUCUCUGCGGAUAAUUAUAUCUGUAAAAAAAGAUAAUGUAUCACUGGAAGUACAAUUUAUACUGCUAACUGACGAAUUGUAUUUGACUGUAUUAUUUGUCUUGUCUCAUAAUGGAUGCAGGAGGAGAUAGGGCAUUACAUUCAACUAAUAUGGCCAUAAUCAGAGAAAUUUAUGAUGGAGAAUAUUCCUCUCAUUGUUUUUCAAUGGAGUUAGAGAAAGCUCUUGAGAGCUGUUGCUCCUAUAUUGUUAUUGAACCAACCCAACUAGGAGAUGAAACAGCCAGAUGGAUCACUUUUGGAAAUUAUUUACAUAAAACCGCUGUUAUUUCAGGAGUUAUGUCCAUUGUAUCAGGUAUUGCCUGGUCCGACAACUUCACUCCUCAAGCUCCUCUUAGUAUUGUUUCAACUUUAUGUACAGGCCUGUACACAGCAUCUUGGCAAUUUGACCAUUGUGUUAAAUAUCAGGUUGAGAGGGAUCCAAGGAAAUUGGCCAGAUUACCAAUUUUAGGAGGCCUCACAGCAGCAUCACCUGUAGUAUUAGUGCGAAAGGACGAUACAAAGCGAAAAGUGUUACACUGUACAGUUUCGUUAGCUGCGGCAGCCUUUUGCUUGUACAGAUUAUACCGUAAAAUGAAAUAAAUGUUUUUGUCAAUGUAUAGGUACAAGUUCGGUUGUUAGAUUGCCCCAUUUUGUGGGCAUUAUUAGAAUUUCUUGUAAAUUAUAUAGACGAGAGAAUGUAGACAAUAUAUAAAUCAAUUCCUUUUUUUAUACAUUUCAAACUAUAUUUCGCCAAUGUGAUUUAUGAAUAAAUGUUUCAUUGUUUAUUUUUUAA
Messenger RNA from Leptinotarsa decemlineata (Colorado potato beetle), 969 nucleotides. It is a transcript of the gene Pmi, whose product is annotated as Transmembrane protein Pmi. Gene Ontology annotation, biological process: inner mitochondrial membrane organization. Gene Ontology annotation, cellular component: mitochondrial inner membrane. The record is from RefSeq and is a predicted model, not a curated record. Lineage: Eukaryota; Metazoa; Arthropoda; Insecta; Coleoptera; Chrysomelidae.